Baudoinia panamericana UAMH 10762 is the source of this 2294-nucleotide messenger RNA. RefSeq lists its product as uncharacterized. NCBI's taxonomy places the organism in Eukaryota, Fungi, Ascomycota, Dothideomycetes, Mycosphaerellales, Teratosphaeriaceae. The record is from RefSeq and is a predicted model, not a curated record. The coding region runs from base 372 to 2294 and encodes 640 amino acids. Gene Ontology annotation, biological process: positive regulation of transcription by RNA polymerase II. Gene Ontology annotation, cellular component: nucleus. The transcript has 3 exons.
GGACGGAUGAUACACUUUCAUAAAGGCGAGGGCAGUGCACUCCGCGUGCCAAGGUGAUUCGCUGCUUGGCUCUCCGCCCCUUCCUUUCGGGUCCCUUGUGCGCGUUGUUGCGAGCUGGCUUGUCGCCUGCGUUCUUAAGUCGGUACACCCCCGUCCUCCUCCGGCGCCCAGAAUUCUUUGCAUUGUACUGCUGCAAGCCUGUGAACUGCUGCAAGCGCCGCACUUCCAAGCGCUCUUGUCGACUAUAAGCCAAUCUGACCGCUUAUUGUUGGAUUGCGAGUCUUGUCACGGUUGAUUGUCAACUUGCAUCGACUUAGCUCUCGAAGCGGAGAAGGGUAGGCUGUGCCAAGAGACUUCGACUGCCAAGCAUCAUGGACUCUACACCUUCAAGCACCGAUCAAACUACCUUGACCGUCGCGCAAGCCGUCGCGCAAGCGGCAGCACAAGCGCAGGCAUCGCCAGUGCAGCCUCCGUUGUCUGGGCCGAGCAGCACGAUAGAUAACCUGACGUGCCAGUGGCAAGGCUGCGGCGAGCGAUGCGACACAGCAGAGGCACUCUAUGACCACGUAUGCGAGCGCCAUGUCGGUCGCAAAAGCACCAACAACCUCAACCUCACCUGUCAGUGGGGCGCGUGCAGGACGACCACCGUGAAGCGCGACCACAUUACCUCCCACAUCCGAGUGCACGUUCCAUUGAAGCCGCACAAAUGCGACUUCUGUGGCAAGUCGUUCAAGCGUCCGCAGGAUUUGAAGAAGCAUGUCAAGACACAUGCAGACGAUAGCGUGCUUGCCAAUUCGCCUAGCCAAGGCAGCAAUGGUCGCGCGCUUAGUGGAAACGGCGGCAUGGGUCCAAAUGGUAAGGGCCAGUCCAGCUACUACCCUACUCAUGAUGGCUCUAUGCAUCCAUUCUCCGGCUACCAGCAUAGCUUAGGUAGCAAUGGUGCUAAUGCCACUGCAUACACUCAACCCGGAGGAAACCAAUAUGGCAGCUACGGCGCAGUCAGCUACCCCAACAGCGCAGGCGUUGACAUUCAUAGCCUCGACACACGACGUCGUGCAAUAGAGGCUUUAAAUGACUUCCUGGGUGACAUCAAGCGCCGCGCUCUUAAUCCACAACAAUAUAUGGACGUCGGACAACGCCUUGGCUUCGGUAACUCGCUGCCUUUGCCUGUUGGUGGUGGAUAUAAUACCGGAUACAGUAACUCAUCAACCGGCGCCAGCUUCGGCAACUUCACCGCGGCAAGCUUGCUCGACUCAUUCAACCACAACGAAAGCAUGAAUGGCGGUGGCGGCCUACACGGUCCCAUGACGCAAGGUGGUUACUCUUUGCCGCUGUCGCAUGCACGUACCAAGAAUGACUUGCAAGACAUCGAUCGCUUCCUCGAACAGCUCCAACAGACUGUGUACGAGACCAGCAACCAUGCCGCAGCGGCCGGUAUCCAGCAACCUGGCGUCCAUGCGCAGUACACCGGCGACUAUGGCUUCAACAACCAGUAUCAAUCGCGUUCCAGCGGUAGUCCGCCCAAUUUCCAGGGUACUACCGCCGCGGGUAGUUUCGGUGGCCUGACGGCGGCAAGUAUGCCAGGUAUGACUGCCGCUUCGAGUACCAGCAUGGAUACGCCCGCCUUGACACCUGCUUCAGUCUCCUCCUAUAGCAGCUCUGGGCAGUCGCCUUUGAGCAGCCACGGCAGGAACAGCCUCGGCAGCAUGAACGGGAACGCGAUGUACCCAAGCCUUCCGUCCGUUACCGGUAUCUCUGAUCUUGGCUCUGGUUACCCCACAACCUCUUCUGCUCCCGCAUCCGGUCUCGCAUCUGGCUUCGAGGGUCUGGAUGGGCGCAGAUACAGCGGUGGGCGUUUGCAACGUCAAGCUCCGGGUGACGACACCGCGAUGGCCGAUGCGGACGAUGGUACUAGGACGCCCAAGCAAGCAGAUUCCAAGCGCUCGAGAGGCAAAGCGAACAGUAGCAUUGACCCUGCGCUUCGCGACGAGGAAUCUUCCGACAGUGCGUCGACGCCCGCUGCUGACGAGAAGCGUCAGGAGGACUGGGUUGAGAACAUCAGGACCAUCGAGACGCUGCGCAAGUGGGUCGCCGAACGUCUCUCCCGUGGCGAGUAUGAUGAGGACGGUGCUGCAGACGUCAGCGACUCUAAACAGGGAAGUCUGGACGAGGCAAAGGCUCAGGCGGAGAUUGCGAUGAUGGUGCAGGCGAAGAUUGCGGGAAUGGGGGCAAAGCCAGAUUCUGUGAUGAGUGAGGCGGGAGAUGUCAAGUACCCUUCGCUGCCCACUGCAUAG